UUUCUGUUUUCACACAUAUAUCUUUGACUUCCUUAAAGUCAAAUGAGUUGAAUUAUGUAUAGUACAUGUUUCAACAACCUUCAUUACAAUGCAACUACUAAAUCCUAUGACUAUAUGUCUACACAUUUUUGUCAAUAUUUUUUCUUUCUAAGUUUUGCAUAAUUUUCAUAAUUCACAACAUAUUCAUCAUUUAGCAAUGGUGGCUGAACCAUGGUUACAAAAAAUCACAAACCAUGUAGUAACAUCCAAAAAAUCCAACAAAAAGUCCACAAAAAUACAAGAAACAAUAGGAAUCCUUUCAUUUGAAAUCGCGAAUUUAAUGUCAAAAACCAUUAGGUUCCACAAGUCUUUAACAAAUUCCAAACUAGCUAAGCUAAAAACCGAUAUCCUUACCUCGGAUGGGGUCAAAACUUUAGUAUCCCCGGACGAAACAUAUCUUUUAGACCUUGUAUUAUCCGAAAACCUACAAGAGUUAAACUUUAUAGCCCGGUCGGUCUCUAGGCUAGGAAAAAAGUGUACCAUGCAACAUCUUCAAGGAUUUGAACAUGUGUAUAUAGAUAUAGUUAAUGGAAAAAUCAAUGUGAUGGAUUUAGGGGUCAUAGUGAAGGAUAUGGAUGCAACGGUUAGAAAAAUGGAACGAUUUGUUAAUUCUACUGUUAAGUUAUAUGGAGAAAUGCAGGUUUUGAAUGAGUUAGAAAUUGCUAUAAAAAAAUUUCAACAAAAUCGACAUGAAGAAAGUAUGAAAGUCUUUGAGCAGAAGCUGAUGUGGCAAGUACAAGAUGUUAGGCAUUUGAAAGACGUUUCGUUAUGGAAUCAAAGUUUUGACAAGAUUGUUGAGAUGCUGGCAAGAAGUGUGUGUACAUUAUAUGCAAGAUUGUGUUUUGUUUUUGUUGAUGCUAUUGACAGAAGAGACAUAUUUUCGAGUACUUCUUGUAGAAGUUUGCGGGAAAAGUUUGAUGGAAUUGGUAGUAAUUCGUGUAAUUCGAGUACUUUUGUUGAGAAGAAAGCAAUUAGUGUUAGGCCUCAGGUUGAAACACGAAAAAUUGAGAUGAAUCUGUUAAAAGAUGAAGAUCAGUUUAAAUUUGAUUGCGGUUUGGGGCCAAGGAAAUUGCUUAUGGAAUGUUUAAGUAUAGGCUCUUCAGUAUCAACAAUGGAUGAUUUUGAUGAAAAUGGCUCUAUUAGAACAAGUAACGAUAGAAGUAGCCGUGUUUCAGGUUCUUGUAGUGUUUCAAGUAGCGUAAAGAAAGAGGUUUUGAGUCAUUCGAGUUCAUUUAAUCGAGCUCCUUUCAAAGUAGACAGUAAAGGGCAUAAGAGUAGUAUGAUGAAGAGUUUGAAAAGUGUCCCCCAGAGUAGAUUAAUGGUACAGGCUCCUCUGAAAACUGUUGGUGGGUCGGGUUUGGCUCUGCAUUAUGCAAACGUUAUAAUUGUUAUUGAGAAGUUGAUUCAAUACCCACAUUUGGUUGGUGAGGAAGCUAGAGAUGAUUUAUAUCAAAUGUUACCAACGAGUUUAAGAUUGCGUUUAAGGAGAAAUUUGAAGUCUUGUGCAAAAGAUUUAGCAAUAUAUGAUGCCCCUCUUGCGCAUGAUUGGAAAGACAGGCUAGAUGGUAUACUGGGAUGGCUAGCACCAAUGGCACACAACAUGAUUCGGUGGCAAAGUGAAAGGAAUUACGAACAACAGCAAAUCGUGUCAAGAACAAAUGUUCUUCUGCUGCAAACUUUGUACUUUGCAGACAGGGAUAAGACAGAGGCCGCCAUGUGUGAGCUUCUUGUCGGGUUGAAUUAUAUAUGUCGUUAUGAACAUCAACAGAAUGCUUUAAUGGAUUGUGCAAGCAGUUUCGACUUGGAUGAUUGCACAGACUGGCAAUUGCAAUAUUGAGAUUUUCAGAGUUGUCAUGGUGGUGAGUUCUAUAUCUUGGUUUUUCUCUUAAUACUUAAUUAUAGCAUAUAUAGAUGAUAGAAGUUGUCAAUGAUAAUGUGAAUAUAGAGAUUUUGAAAUUGUAGAUGUUUGUUUUCAUUGUAUGGAUAAAUUGUUUUAUAUACUUGUUUUAUA
This is a messenger RNA of Erigeron canadensis, 2050 nucleotides long. RefSeq lists its product as uncharacterized. Bases 197 to 1876 code for a protein of 559 amino acids. The record is from RefSeq and is a predicted model, not a curated record. Gene Ontology annotation, biological process: positive regulation of growth. The transcript has a single exon. Lineage: Eukaryota; Viridiplantae; Streptophyta; Magnoliopsida; Asterales; Asteraceae.